UAUAAAUAUUGCGUUUGUAAGGCUUAACGAUCAGUGAGCUCCAAACACUUGGAGUAACAUAAUAUUACAAGAAAAAGGAAAAGAUUUAUUGACAAAAGUCUAUUCCUACAAUUGGUAAAAAGUUAGUGUAAAAAAAAACGAAUCGAGGUGUCCUUGUAGAGAGGAGUAACGCUGUACACUUCAAAGUACACCGCCGUCAUGCAUUUCUAUAAAGUUGCCAUUCUGAUGCUCGGCUUAGCUGCCGUGACAUUAUCAGCAUCAGGUAAGCAGAUUCCCAAAUCUGGCGCAGAACAAAAAUAUCAGUUGUUUAAUAGACAGCGGGUGCAUGCGAGAAAACCUCUCCAUGAAGAAGUCGCUAGUGGACGAGUUAUCUCACAGGACUUAAUUAAUAGAUUCACCUCAUUAAAGAACCCCAGCACAACCACCACUACUGUCAUUGCGACGACCUCAACACUUGUACCAUCAUCACCCACAACCUCAACUAUUACCCUUUCGCCCGCCACACCAACGUCAUUAUCACCAACAACACCAACAUCACCAAUAACCCCAACAACGACAUUCCCUACAACACCAACAUCGCCCACCCCAUCAACAAUAACUAGCCCAACUACCACAACAGCGAAUUCUACAAGCCGAAUGAUCGUGCGAAACCAAGCAAAUUUCAAUGACGACUUGGAUAAUGAAGAUGAUGAUUUCCUCUUACCAUUGUACCAUCCGAAUAGGAAUCCAAUUGAUAAUUACGAACAAGUGGAAGGAGACGACAGCGAUGAAGUCAAUGUAGUCGGCAUUGAAGAUUUGAAUGACUCAGUUGAGAAUAUUGGUCGCGCAGCACGUGCUCGCCCUUCGAAUUGGCGUCGUCGUCAGGCGCAACGACGCCUACAGCGUCAACGUCAACGCCAGCGUCGUCUAAACAGACGUCGUCGCCAGGCGCAAAUUAAGGCACGUCGUCAACGUCGCCGCCGUCAACAGCAUCGCCGCAGCCAAAAGAAAAGGCGUCGAUUCGGUAAGAAGAAGCAGCGUCGUCAUCGUCGCGGUGGCAAAAAGUCGCGUCGUUCCAACAAACGUAGACGCAUUGUACGGGUAAAGGUUUAAAUAAUAGCGCACGAUAUGUAACUCAAAGGACAAUGCCAGUGAAAUAAAGAAACAAAAUUUGAAUAGUGCA
Bactrocera oleae (olive fruit fly) is the source of this 1162-nucleotide messenger RNA. Its product is annotated as coiled-coil domain-containing protein 80. The record is from RefSeq and is a predicted model, not a curated record. NCBI's taxonomy places the organism in Eukaryota, Metazoa, Arthropoda, Insecta, Diptera, Tephritidae.